AUGGCUUUACUAGUGGAAUUGCCGGGAGAGGCGAAUCCCCUUACCAGUCAAAAUGUUUACAACGCCUUAGUUCUCGCCUCGGGGUCUUCGCAACAGCAGGUCAUCACGGGUGGGGAGCAGCUUAAGAACUGGGAGAAACAAGCAAAUUACUUCUCAUUGCUACAGGACGUCUUCGUUGAUACCUCUCUCCCAAACGAAGUCCGAUAUAUGUCGAUCAUUCAGCUUAAAAAUGGCGUUGAUAGAUAUUGGAGGAAGACAGCGUCUAACGCCAUCAAGCCGGAGGAGAAAGUGCGGAUCAGAUCAAGAGCCCUUGAAUCUGGAGCCGUUGAGCCUGAUGCCAAACUUGCUCUUCACAAUGCACUGCUGCUCGCGAAGAUAGUGCGUGUAGAAUUCCCAGUAGAAUGGCCUGACGCGAUUACGUCUGUAAUUACAUUGCUUCGCGCAUCCUUCCAGCCCGGCAGCAACCCAUUACAGCUCCCUCGUACUCUCCUCAUUCUUCUGCACAUAAUUAAAGAACUUGCCACGGGUAAAUUACAAGGAAUUAAAAGGAAUUUAUUUGCUGUUGCCCCGGAGAUAUUUCACACUCUUGCGAGCAUAUAUGUUGAGAAAGUCAAUCAAUGGGGUACCUUCCUAGAAGCUGGUGGGGAUGACGAACGGGGGGCUUUGGACUCUCUCGAUGAAAGUCUCAUAGCUCUGAAAACUAUACGCCGAUUGAUAAUUGCAGGCUUCGAGCAUCCUAACAGAGACAUCGAUGUUCAGCAAUUUUGGGCCCUAUCCCUUACUCAUGUGGGUAUUUUAGAACGAAAACCUUCUGGGCUCGCACCAAAUGUCACCAGACUACUUGAAAGACAUGUAAUACAAAUAUCCAAGCUUCAUCUUGAAAUGGCCAAGGCUCAUCCCGCAGCAUUCGCCUUAUUUCCCGGUUGCGUUGACCUUGUUCGGUCAUAUUGGGGACUUGUACUUGAGCUUUCAAAGUUGUGCGACCCAAAUGACAUGUCUCGAGCCACGAUUGGAGCUGGCGGUGACGUUGAUGGCGAUGAAACCCUUUUCCUGGAAAAGAUUGCUCUGAAGGGGCUCCUUAUCUUACGGACAUGUAUCAAAAUGGCAUUUUAUCCUGCGCACAGCUUCAAGUAUCAACAUGCCCAGGAUAAAGAAGAAAAGAGUCAAUCUAUUGAAUUGAUCAAGUCUCAGCUACUGACUCACGACUUCGUAGCGCAGGUCAUGGAACUAGUUAUAACGCGGUUCUUUGUCAUUCAUGCAAGUGACCUUCAACAAUGGGAGGAAGAUCCCGAAGAGUGGGAGAAGCGCGAGGAAGAGAUUGCAGAUGCAUACGACUUCUCCAUCCGUGCUUGCUCCGAAAAAGUAUAUCUUGAUCUCCUCAUCCACUUCAAGGAACUUCUUGUCCCCAAGCUACUACAAGUGUUCUAUUCCUAUGCCAACCCCCAGAAUCAAGAAGUUUUCUUGAAAGAUUCUCUUUAUUCCGCUAUCGGCCUUGGUGCUGCAAUAUUGGAGAAGGAGAUUGAUUUUAAUGCAUUUUUAUCAUCAACCCUUAUCCCAGAGGUCCAAAUUCAACAGCCAGGGUAUAAUAUACUUAGACGAAGAAUAGCAAUACUGCUCGGCCAAUGGGUGCCCGUGAAAUCCGACGAAUUAGAUGUGUCGUCGAUUUACCAAAUUUUUCAACAUUUACUGAACAAAAACGAUCCUACUAAUGACCAAGUUGUUCGCGUAACUGCUGGUCGCCAAUUGAAAAAUGUCUUAGAGCCAUUUGAAUUCAGCGUUGACCGGUUCUUGCCCUAUGCGACUACCACACUUCAGAGCCUCAUGGACCUAAUUAGCGAAGUAAGUCUAUCGGAGACGAAAAUGGCACUUCUUGGGACGGUUCGCGUUGCUAUAGUGAAAAUGGAAGACCAGAUUGCGCCAUAUGCGGACCAGAUUGUCUCCCUAUUACCACCAUUGUGGGAACAAUCAAACGAAGAAAAUCUCAUGAAGCAAGCGAUCCUCACUUUGCUUUCUUCCUUAAUUCAUUCCAUGAAACAAGAGUCCAUCCGAUACCAUCCGAUAAUUAUUCCUCUCAUCCAAAAAUCCGUCGUUCCAGGAUCGGAGGCAUUAGUUUAUCUGUUAGAGGAAGCCCUGGACCUCUGGUCUGCCGUCCUCAUGCAAGCUCCAUCUCCAGCCUCGCCUGAACUUCUCCAGCUUUUACCGUCUCUCUUUCCUGUUUUCGACAUUGGCACCGAAAGUAUCCGUCAAGCUCUAGAAGUCACCGAAUCCUAUAUUCUGCUUGCUCCUCAGGAAAUUCUCAACGAUCAUAUCCGUUUCCAGUUACUCGUCUCAUUGGAGGCCCUCGUUAAUGCGACUACACGACAGCGUAUUGGAGUGGUUCCACGUCUUGCCGAACUACUAAUCCGAGCAGUAGAGUUUGUCGAUCCUGGAAACGAACAAGCUUAUUCGAUCGUCGCCAAAUCUCUUCUAGACUCUUCAUUCCUUCUCACACUUCUUUCCGGUCUCCGUGAAACCUACGAAGCCCACCUCACUACCGGACCAAAUAAAAGGUACCCUGACGUCCAGGGCGUUGUGGAAACAGACUAUUUCUCUGUCCUUGCGAGGAUUGCCCUAUCUAGCCCCAAAAUAUUCCUGACAUCCGUUGUAUCUGCUAUGGGCCAUUCGUCCGAAGAAGAAUCUGUCAACUGGAUAUUAACAGAGUGGUUUUCUCAUUUUGAUAACGUGGGUGACAUUAAUCGCAAGAAGCUACACGGGUUGGCGUUAACGCACCUCCUCUCCAUCAACGGCCCGUCGACACCACCCCCAGGCUACCUUCUUAACCAUCUACAGUCUUAUCUUGUCGUGUGGACCGAUCUCAUCAGAGAACUAGCUGAGGGUACCGAUUAUGAUCCUAGUGAUCCCCGGGGUGGCGACUAUCUCAUUGUCUGGAACACAAACGCGGCAGGAGGUGAAACCGAUGGGAAAUAUCAUAACAACGAGCCACCAGAAACCACCCGUCGACGUGCCUGGAGUAAUGCGGACCCCGUGCACAAGAUCAAUUUCCGCCAUUUCGUCACAGAGAAUCUGCGGGGAGUUGUUGGCGCGUGCGGUGGGAUUGUUAAGUUCAGAGAUGAGUGGUUGAUCAAUGUUGAUCAGGAUGUUGUAAAUGGCUUUGGGGAGUUGGGGGUGUUGUAG
Histoplasma capsulatum G186AR is the source of this 3174-nucleotide messenger RNA. RefSeq lists its product as uncharacterized. Gene Ontology annotation, biological process: protein import into nucleus. The transcript is spliced from 7 exons. Gene Ontology annotation, cellular component: nuclear envelope; cytosol. The coding region runs from base 1 to 3174 and encodes 1057 amino acids. Gene Ontology annotation, molecular function: small GTPase binding. Lineage: Eukaryota; Fungi; Ascomycota; Eurotiomycetes; Onygenales; Ajellomycetaceae. The record is from RefSeq and is a predicted model, not a curated record.